Molecule: messenger RNA, 1600 nt
Organism: Symbiodinium necroappetens
Lineage: Eukaryota; Dinophyceae; Suessiales; Symbiodiniaceae
Source: the annotation of a GenBank genome assembly
AUGCAUGUGUGGCAGGUGUCCUCUGCCGGCUUUUCACGACUUCAAGCUAGUGGUUGUGAGGAGUUCGUGGAGUUGAGCCCCAACACCUUUCCAGCGAACGUCAGGGGUCGGCUAUACUGUGUGGCUUAUCGGCUCUCCUUGCCUGUGAUCACUGGCAAAGUUUACCAAAAGUUUUACACACAGUUUGUGCAUGCACGCUGCCCGGUGUGCACCACGACAUCUUCGAUCCCCACGCUGUGCCUGCUUUGUGGUACUUUCCUGUGCUGCAACUCGGAGUGCUGCAGGAGAGAAGGUGAAGGAGGGCAGCUGAUGGGGGAAGUGACGCAGCAUGCGCAGGUCUGUGGCUUUGGGACGUGUAUUUUCUUGCAGCUCUCCAACUCGCUAGUGCACAUCGUGUCCGACGGUCUCAUUACGUGUGGCUUGCUCAGGCGACAGGUACAACUUGUCCCGGCCAUUGUACAUAUCAGAGCUGCGACUGCAGCAGCUGACACAGCUGCCAUCUUAGCGGUCCCGGUUGAAGUGGAAGAAGUUGAUUUUCGUGCCUUUGGCAGGUCUUCACUUGCCGCCAUUGCAGCCUUGGUCGCUGGAAUUCUGAAACGGCUCAAGUCGUUUGAAGUUCAGGGCUGUUUGUGUUUGUCUUCCGAUGGCAUGUCUACCUACUCCUUGCAGUCGCCUCCUGGAGCGCCUCCUGGUCCUGGGCAAGGUUUGCAGAAGCGCCUCACUUCGGUAGUGCGUCCAGCUGCACAUCCGGGUUCAGUUCCCUACUAUGUCCGUGCACCAGCCCCAGCAGUUCAAGUUCAAGUUGCCGGUGCUCCCCGUCCGGGCGGCCCGGGCGUCGGCCCGGGCGUCCCGGGUGUCGCUCAAUCGGCCGCUCCUUUGCCUCGGCCCGUGCGAUGGAGCGUGGCCCCGGGCACUGUGACUUCCCCACUUGCAGGCCAUCCAGGCAUGCCCGUUGUCAGGCCAGUGCCGGUCGUGCCAAAGCAGCCGAUCCCAGCUGCGCCUGCAGUUGUCCAAGCUCCCCGUCCCGUAAAUGCCGCAAACCCCGUGCCAGUGCCACAGCCUGGCCACGUCCACCCUUUACAAGUCCUCGGCCAGUCUUUGGCCGUGGCCCAGGCCCCAGCGCAAGCAGAGCAGGAGCCUGAAACCUCUGAGGAGACGCGACCGGAGAGUGAGGCUUCCUCCACAACUUCGCCAAGAAGUGCACCAAGCCCAGCGGGAGCCACCGCGAGCCCCCCUACAGACUCGCCGAACGAUUUAAAGACACCUGAACCGACUGGAACGCCAAAAGGCCAGCCUGUUCCUGCCGUGGAAGAACUGCAAAGCAAGAAGGUAGCUGCCGAGUCCAACUCGGAUACAAAGCCGGCAGAAAAACCUAGAGACAGCAGUUGCACAAAGUCAGCUCGUCAUCGUGAUCAACCUGCCUUGGCAGUUCUUGCUGCGGCAUUCGCUGCUGGCACAGCAGAUGAUGUGCACCUACAACGUGGCUUUGCAGCCGAUGUGCGCAAACUGGAGCUUCCGGAAGCAGGAUUGUAUCCGGACAUAGAGGACAUGGGUUCGGCCGAGUGGCCUACCUGGGUCGACAGUACAGCGGAGGACCUCG